Molecule: messenger RNA, 1069 nt
Organism: Schistocerca cancellata (South American locust)
Lineage: Eukaryota; Metazoa; Arthropoda; Insecta; Orthoptera; Acrididae
Product: glutamate receptor-like
Exons: 6
Coding region: 41-1069 (342 amino acids)
Cellular component (GO): membrane
Molecular function (GO): glutamate-gated receptor activity
Source: RefSeq, a predicted model, not a curated record
GCGGCGUGUGGGAUCUUGGACACCUGAAACAAGUCUACAGAUGGGGAGCAACCGUCUGUCUGUUUUUUACAGGGAAAGAAAUCUCCAUGGACGGACAAUACGAGCCGUUACCAUCACACCUGAGGACUUGAAUGGAACGCACACACUCGGAAAUAUCUGGCAACUACUCGAAGAAAAGUUGAAUUUCACGACAUCGCUGACCGUGUACAGUGGCCGGACGUGGGGCAGGCAGAAGAACGGCAACUGGACGGGUCUGAUAGGCGUGCUGCAGCGGGGUGAAGCCGACGUGGGGCUCAGCACCGCCUUGGUCACCCUCGAGCGCAGCCAAGCUGUUGACUUCUCUCUGCCACUUCUCUACUCGAGCUUCUGCGUGUACAUCCGCGAGCCGGGCAGCUUGGAGAUGGAGUGGAGCAACUUCGUGCAGCCGCUGAGCUCGUCGCUGUGGCUGGCGGUGGCGCUGUGCGUGCUGGCCUCGGCCGCCUACGUGUGGCUGCUCGGCCACGUCGCCGGCGCCUGCCUGCCCGCCGCCUACGAGCAACACUCGCUCACCAACGCCUUCUACCUCAUGUUCGGCGUCUUCUGUCAGCAGGGUCAUUCGCUGAACGGGCUGCACCCAGCCUGCCGGAUGGUGUACCUGUUCGCCUACCUCACUGCUGUCGUCGUGUACACGGCGUAUUGUGCUGCCAACAUUUCGUUCGUCGCCGUGGAUCGCACCCAGCUGCCCUUCACCGACCUGGCCGGUCUCCUGGCCGACGGCCGCUACAGACUCACAACACUCUCGGGGUCCGAUGUGCCAACUCUCUUCAAGACUUCGGCUGAACCAGUCUUAAGGACAAUUUACAAGAAGCUGAUAAAACCAAAUGAGGCUUCACUUCCGAAGACCCAGGAAGAUGGCCUGCAAGAGACGUGUAUGAAGCAUACAGCGUUCAUGAUGCCAUGCCAGUCAGCCAAAGCUCUGCUGUCCAAGAUUCACUGCAGCACACUGGCUCUCCCAUCUCGCUAUUUCAGAGUAGUGGGCGCUAUGGUCUUCCCGAAGAACAGCACACACCGCAGGAUAAUUAACCAGUAG